Paramacrobiotus metropolitanus is the source of this 2351-nucleotide messenger RNA. RefSeq lists its product as uncharacterized. The record is from RefSeq and is a predicted model, not a curated record. Lineage: Eukaryota; Metazoa; Tardigrada; Eutardigrada; Parachela; Macrobiotidae. Gene Ontology annotation, molecular function: protein binding. The transcript has 4 exons. Bases 307 to 1389 code for a protein of 360 amino acids.
AUAGCACCGAAUUCAUCCAUCUAUGAUUGUUAGUAACACAAUAACAUGUAAAAUAAAGGAUACUUUUAAGCACGGCUGCUCAGCAACGCCAAUCGCCAAAACAAAUUCCCGCUUGCCUAUAUAUAUCCGUCAAGAACGGGCUUUCCCCCGCAACAUUAUUGUCCCAUGUGUCGUUUCCUCUGCCGCGACAUUUCUCUAAUCGUGAUGUAUUCGAUUUCCUCUCACACCUGUUAUGAACGCGCUUGCGCACGCACACGAUUUUCAAAGAUGUACCCAAAGUGACCUUUACGCCGUCUCCCCCCCAACAUGCUCCCCGUGCCAGUCACCGUAUUGCUGGUCGUCGUUGUUGGCCUGGUCAACAGUCAGGUCGGCGCCAGUCCGGUCUCAGCCAAGCCUCAGCAGACAAUCAGCGACCCCAGCGAUCACGCCAGCGGCAGCCCCGCCGCAGACCUUUCGCCCUCCCCAGACGCCGGCAAUACAACCGACCAGCUGAAUUUCGCCCAGCCUAAUCAGAAAUUUGUCCCUCCCGCGAGCACCGACACCGCCGUUUACGCCACCUACUGGCCCAAGUUCGUCCUGCCGAAUCCGCCCGGCAGCGCCCCUCCAGGUCAACGGCAGGGUCCGUUCGGUGUGGAGGGCGGCCAGCCGAACGACGCCCGCGUGCCUCUCCACCAGGCCAAGAUCCCGACGUCCGUCCCGCCGGAGCAUUCCCGCCUCACCUACCGGUGGCCGUUAAUGGACACUGAAAACGACAGCCCGGACAAAGAAUAUCAAAUCCACUUUAACAAGCGGAAGGAUGUCCCUUCGAAUGAGAUGAACUCCGUGGCGGACUAUGUGGAUCUGCCGGAUGUGGAGCCGAGUGAGAUCUAUAUGCCGAUGGUGAAUGCCAAGAAUAAGCACGGAACAAGUCCCCCAGUGGCCUAUAUCCUCAGAAAUGAAUCUGAGGCCAACAGCACAGACGCCUGCAUCACGGAGAUCGUCCACCGCAGUGCCACCACAAUCCUCUUCGACUUCAUUUUGCAGGACGGCAGCCAGCUGGACCUGGAUGGCUUCGAGGUGAAGUACGCGCUGGCUGAUCAGCCCUUCGAGCACGCCGCCACCCGUUUCCUGGACUGCUACUCGCCCUACAUCAUCACCGGUCUGCAGCCCAGCCAGCGCUACCGGUUUCGCGUUAAUACCCGCGUCAGCGGCCGCGACGGCUCCGGGCAGACCUGCGCCGAAUUCCUAAUCGACAUGCCGAAAGUGGGCGCGCCGCUGAUACCCAAGGCAGCGCUGUCCAGUACGGUGUCCUUCAAGUUUCUGUCGGAGGCGGCCAUUAAGGGUGAGGCCACAACGACGGCCCCAGCACCAAGAAGUCCGCCCCAGCACCCCGUACCGCCGACAUCGUGAAGCUGAACUUCAUCACGGACUGCGGGAGCGCUUCUGCGUAAACGUCUUUGUUUCAAAAAUAACGUAAAAUGCACUAAAAAUAUUGUAAAAUUAUUUAAAAUUACCGUAUUGGCAUGCUAUGCCGCCUAUGCGGAAGUCGCACCGCGACAACCGCACUAGAUGACCAAACCUACUCAAUUGGUAGAGUGGGAAUGCGCUCUGGACUCCGUAAGUGGUACGCGAACUACCUACUUCCGUUAGGUACGAGCGGAUAGCUGUACCUAACGAAAGUUACCGAAACCGAAACACUCAGGAACUUCCCAAUGUUUAUUCACCAAACAAAAACGAACAAGCAAACAGAAAAGAACAGAACGAGAUAUGAACUUUCUUCUAACCUAGAGUCACUCAGACCUUUCAGCUGGGAACAGGCUCACAGAUUUAGUUGAAGUUAGAAACUUCAGACUGAUUCGUUAAACUUAAACCAGACUGAUUCGUUAAACCAGAAUCAUGGAUGGAAUUAGCGAUCAAAUGCGUUAGAUAAAAACAGCAAAUCGUACGUAACAGAACACACAGACGUACGUCAUAACACGUACGUAAUACGCGCAAUCUACGCAUAGCGCGUUAGUAUAAUGUAUAGAAACACCCUUAAAAAUUAUCAGUGUUGCUUUUGCAGCGAUUGUCACCGGAAGUGUGGAGAACCCCGGAUUCACUCUGUGAUCAUAAACAGACACGCCGGGGCGGAGCUAUCGCCAAAUGGCGGCAUAAUUGAUGGACGCUUCUCUGUGUAAUUUGUACUUUACCCGUAUAAUGAGCUCGUUUCUCUCACAAUGUUAUGUUUCUUCCAGAACAUGCUUUUUAACUCGUUUUCGGCGAUUCACGUCAUGAUUGUUGUCUUGUGCGUUGUGCCUUUUUAUUGUUCUUCUAAUCUUAUUUUGUUAUUAAGCUAAACUGGACGAUUAAUGGUAAAUAUUAAAAUUCCAGUG